This is a messenger RNA of Dichomitus squalens LYAD-421 SS1, 2040 nucleotides long. RefSeq lists its product as uncharacterized. The transcript is spliced from 11 exons. NCBI's taxonomy places the organism in Eukaryota, Fungi, Basidiomycota, Agaricomycetes, Polyporales, Polyporaceae. The record is from RefSeq and is a predicted model, not a curated record. Bases 1 to 2040 code for a protein of 679 amino acids.
AUGUCCGCGACAAUGACCCAGACCCGCGCCUCCCCCUCCCUCAUCACCUCCCAAGUCCCCCUCGUAGCGGGCGACGUCCUCCGCGCCAUCGACACCCCCGCCGUCUCACCCCCACCUAACUCCUCGCCUCCAGCAGCCUCUCCCACCGCACCCUCCGCCAAGAAGGGCCACAGACGGACGUCCAGCGCCGCGUCCGACAUCGCCAAAGCCGCCGGCAUCGACCUCGACGCCGUCUCCAUGGCCGAGGCGCGCAAAGUCAUGUCCGAGGAGCACAAGAUCCUCGGCUUCCGCCCCCCGCACGGCUCCUUCGCCGCCGAGGUCCAGUCCGUCGCCGCCAAGCACCCCGAGCGCAAGCCUGGGGCGGGCCCCGCGGUCGACACCUCGAAGCUCAAGGAGAUCGCGCGCGAGGACGCGCUCCGCAUCCUCGCCGAGCGCAAGUCCUCCCCGGGGACCGACACCGCCGCCCUCCCCGCCAGCAGCACCGGCCCAGGGGCGAAGGCGAACGGGGCGGACGCGAAGCACGCCGCGCCUGCCAGGCAAUCCCCGCCCGAGCCCGGGCUCGACCUCGACAAGAUCAGCGCGACGGACGCGCGCGUGCUCAUGUCGCAUGAGCACCGCGCGCUCGGCUUCCGCCCGCCCCCCGGCUCGCUCGCCGCAGAAGCGCAGGCCGCCGCCGCGCGCCACCCGGACGGCGACGGCACGCACCUCGACGACGGCGCGCUGCGCGCGAUUGCCGUGCGCGACGCCGAGCGCAUCAAGGCCGACCGUGAGCUCGCGCUCGUCGGGGACCCUGCUGUGAACAUCUCUGCGGUGGACAAGGACGCCGCGCGCGAGAUCGUGCGUGCGGAGGCGGGGGCGCUGGGGCAUCGGCCGCCGCAGGGGAGCUUGGCGGCCGAGGCGCAGAGUGCGGGGGAUAGGCACCCCGCGGGGGGCAGUUUUGUCCCUGGGAGGGACAGAGUGGAGUUGGAGGGGCUGAAGGAGAGGGCGAGGGAGGAGGGGACGCGGUUGAGGGAGGAGGUGGUGGGGAGCGAUGGGCAGGGGGUCGUGAAUGGCGCUUCGUACGUGGACCCAACCCUGGCGAAGAAUCUGCAGCAGAACGGGGCCAUCGACGAAGACAAGGCGGACGCCCCCGACGCCCCCGCGAAGGUCGACAGCGCGGUGGAGACGGAGCCGAUGACGGAGGAGAGGCCGCGCGUCGCGCGCACGCUCGCGACGGCCCCGCUGGAGCGCCAGGAGACGGCGGACUCGGUCGAGAUCGUCGGCGACAUCCUCGCAGGGCACCUCCGUGUCGCAGCUGUCACGAACCACGCGCUGCUUCGAUUAUGCGGGGGCGCGGCGGAGGUGGGGCAGUCAGGGGGGACGCUCCCACCGCCCAUCCCGCCGCGAAGCAUCUUCAAGUUUACAUUCUCAUUGCCUGGUAGCGGACAGGCGUCCACGGCGGGUGUGGUAACGGCCUACCUAUCGGACAUAUCCAGCGCGCGCGAGCAUAAUAUGACCGCCGCCUCUCUUGCGGCAGAUAUCAACCUGGUGGCGGACGGUGCGAACGUCAACCGCGUGGCCCAAGCGAUCUCGUUUACGAUACUCUACUAUGACUUUCUCCUCACGUUCCCCCAGGAAGUCGAGCGAUAUUGGACGGGGGUGCGGUCCUGGGCGUCGUUCUUCUUCUUCCUGAAUCGGUAUAUGUCUGUCGUCUGCUACGUCCCAUUUGCGUAUGAGUUCUACGCCGACAUGCCAGAGCCGCUGUAUCACCGCCUCCUGCUCGCGUCCACGCAGUGUGUGGCCGCAGUCCUGCUGAUGCUGCGCACAUAUGCGCUGUACAAUCGCAAUCGCAAGGUCAUGGCCCUGCUCUCGUCGAUGGCCGCUAUUGGAGGCGCAGUCAUAGUGGUAUGGCUCUUGACCACAGCCCUGUGGGGUCGUUCGUCGCUCUUGUCUGACACUUCCAGACAGUGGUCCAUCGCGAGUGCCCCAUGGGACGAGCACAAGUCGCCCGACGUAUCGCCGCUGGUGGGGUGCGACCUCAGGAUCUCUAUACGCCAGUGA